Molecule: messenger RNA, 981 nt
Organism: Sclerotinia borealis F-4128
Lineage: Eukaryota; Fungi; Ascomycota; Leotiomycetes; Helotiales; Sclerotiniaceae
Source: the annotation of a GenBank genome assembly
AUGAGACGCGGCACCCUUAUAUUCCUGGUCAUCAAUCUGAUAAUAAUUGGUUUCCUGGUAAAUGCCUUCAGCACCCUCAUAUCACUCCUCUUCAUAGAUGGAGCAGCAGAUGCCAUCCACCGAUCAGAAAUACCCGCGCCAGGCUCAGAAUUGGUUGAGAAUCGCCCUCAGCUCAUCCCUAAAAUCAUACAUCAAACAUAUAUCAACAGUUCAAUUCCUGAGCGAUGGAAGGCCACUCAGCAAUCUUGCGUGGACUUGCAUGAUGAUUAUGAAUAUAAGUUAUGGACUGAUGACGCCUCAAGAGCAUUUAUCUCUACUGAAUAUCCUUGGUUCCUGGAUACAUUCGACAGCUAUCCCUUCCCCAUCCAACGCGCAGACUCGAUCCGCUACUUCGUAUUAGCACAUUAUGGAGGAAUAUACAUUGAUCUCGACGACGGCUGUAACCGAAAACUCGAUCCCCUCCUCAGCUAUCCCGCCUGGGUACGCCGCACCAUUCCCACCGGAAUCAGCAACGACGUCAUGGGAUCCGUCCCCCAACAUCCCUUCUUCCUCCACGUCAUCGAAUCCCUCCAAUCCUACAAUAGAAAUUGGGGCAUGCCAUACAUAACCGUCAUGUACAGCACCGGCCCGCUCUUUCUCUCGGUCCUCUGGAUCGAAUACAUGCGCACAGUUACAGAUGAGGCAGGCCGUAUACGUAAUCUUAUGCCCGACGAAUACAAUAAACACGCAUGGAGUUUCUUCAAUGUGGUGAAAGGCAAUAGCUGGCAUGGAAAAGACGCACAAACGAUCUUCUGGAUGGGCAAACAUUGGCUCCUACUUACAGUAACGGGUUUCGCCAUCGCGGGAGUGCUGGGAGGAUGUGCGUGGUUUGCGUGGAAUAUGUGGGUGGUGCGAUCGAGUAAAUCGCAUCGCAGGGGAAUGGCGCUUUGGAGGAGAGUCAGUGGAAAGGAUCGUUAUGAAUUAUUGGAUCGCGAAGCGUGA